AUGGUUCAACAAGUUUCAAGUCUCUCAGACCUUACUUUGUGUCCAAUUCCUACAACACUCUCCGAUAGAGGAGACGACUUCAUCAUGGUUCUUUGGGGUGGGUCGGCGGAUAUGGGAUCCUGGGAAAUCAUGUUUAGGGAGAAGAAACAAUUUGGUGAUAGAGAAGAUAACGACAUUACUCUGGAAACGACCGCUAUGGAAACCACAAUGGAGAAAAUGGCGAGUCGGAGAUGA
Molecule: messenger RNA, 234 nt
Organism: Arabis nemorensis
Lineage: Eukaryota; Viridiplantae; Streptophyta; Magnoliopsida; Brassicales; Brassicaceae
Source: the annotation of a GenBank genome assembly